Molecule: messenger RNA, 1485 nt
Organism: Owenia fusiformis
Lineage: Eukaryota; Metazoa; Annelida; Polychaeta; Sabellida; Oweniidae
Source: the annotation of a GenBank genome assembly
AUGGAUCCCUGUUUCUUUGCUGACAACUCACACCUAUCAUGCCCCGGUUCAGCAAAAGAGACUAAUAAUAUAACAACAAAACGUGUUAGAACUAUAAUAGAUUACAGCAAACGACGAGAUGAUGAUAUUCAUGAUCAGCUUGAGAAAAAAUUGCUAGAAAACCCAACUUUGACCCUAAGAGCCCAUCAUUCCUGUAUUUUGACUUAUACUUCAAAAGAACAUUGUCGUCGACACUCAGGGAAAUCAGACAGUGGGACAUUAAAUGCUACUCCCUCAUCACCUAAGCGGACAAGGCAUUCAGAAAAACUUUUCCAUUUCCAAUUUAAUUGCUUAUUUUGCGGAAACUUAUGUAAAGAAGAUCCCAAGCAUCCAAACAGAGGAUCAAAAAUAGUUUAUUGCCGAACUGGUGAUAGAAAAGAAAUUGGCCAAGCAAGCUUCAAAAGCAAUAUCCUGAGAAUUUGUCAUGAACGGGGUGAUGAGCUUGCACGACAGGUGCGUACACGUGUUGAAGGAGCAGUAUCUGAUUUACAUGCUGUUGAAGCUCGUUAUCACCUUGAUUGUUACAAAAAAUUCAUCAAUAAAAAAAACAUUGACCAUUUAAAAUCUGAAAAAACAGAUGAAACUGACCAAGCAUUAAUCAUGUUGGCUGACUAUGUGAAUCAACAUCAGCAUGAAAUUUGGAACUCAUUAGAGCUCCAUAAUGUGUACCUGGAAUAUGGUGGAAACAUUAAAAGAAAAAGAAUGAUGUUAAACCUGAAAACAAUGCUGGCUUCAACACAUGUUGUUCUUUCUUGCCACAAUUAUGCAAGCAUUAUGGUGCAUAAAUCUGGUGCAAAUAAGCUCAUCAAGCUGGUAGAUGAUAAAGAUGCUGCUGAAGAAACUGAUGAUGUCUACAUAGGGAAUAUUGCUGCAAAGAUAAAAAAUGAGAGCAAAGAUCGUCAACCUGAAAAUGGAAAAUACAACAUUCGAAUGAAUAAAGACAUAGCAACAAGGCCAGUAUCACCAACAUUGAUAAAGUUGUUAACAAGGAUUUCUAAGAGCCUAACUUAUGAAUGCCUCCCAGCAAUCAUGAUAGGCAAUAUGAUUACCAGUCUUGUGACCAAUAGGUAUACUCCACUACUAGUAGACCUAGGUGUUAAACUGAAAGACAGAAAUAUGAUUGACACAAUGCAUCAAUACCACACCUGCUGUUCAUAUGAUGAGAUGUUAAGAUUUAAGUCUAGUGCAGCACAAUCUGAGGAAUCACGUAUUGGAAAACAGGGUUUGUUUAAUCAGGAAAAUGGUCUAGUACAAGUCAUGACAGACAACUUCGAUGCCAACAUUUGUUCACAAAAUGGCCUUAAAUCAACACAUGCUAUUGCAAUGCUGAUAACCCAAUAUGGAAGCAGUAAUGAAGUAGAAAAUGAUGAUGAAGACUUUGACUUAACUAUCCCUAGGCUAACAAAGCAAGCUUCUAGAAGUCCAGAGCUACCAGACAUUGAGUAG